Molecule: messenger RNA, 588 nt
Organism: Nicotiana tabacum (common tobacco)
Lineage: Eukaryota; Viridiplantae; Streptophyta; Magnoliopsida; Solanales; Solanaceae
Source: RefSeq, a predicted model, not a curated record
AUGACUGAAGCUAAACCCCCUCAAGUUCGCGAGGCUGAUGUCGAGGCCUCAGUGCUCCACCACAAGACCUUCCUCCAGUAUCGGUAUGAGCUGAACCAACUCGAGGCCAAAGUAAAAGAGCUUGCUGAAAAGAGAGGCAUGUAUAAGCUUCUCAGUGAACAACGUGAAGGAGAAGUCAAGUGCCUCCGAGCCGAGUUGGACGCGACUCAAAAGAAACACGCCGACCUGUUGGAACAGCUCCGGGCUGAGAUGGAUGAAGUCAAGGCCGUGGCUGAGGAGUGGAAGGUCAAGAUGGAUCGAUUGGCUUCGGAAAAGGAGACCGCCUGGAAGCAACUGGCCUCGGUGGAGGCCAAACUUCGAUCGAUGAAGGAGAAAGCUGAAACUCGGUCCCAAAAAAUCAAAGACCUCCAGUCUCAACUGGGCUCGGCCAUUGCCGCACGGGAUACCCUUUCCAAGGAGCUUAAACUAGCCAAAUCAGCGGCGAAAAUAACCAGGACUGACGCUGAAGAGAUGGUGGCCUGGUAUAAAGCUUUGAGGGGUGAAUUUAUCCGAGACAUACCUUAUACCUCAUGCAGAAGUCUAAGAUGA